This is a messenger RNA of Botrytis byssoidea, 2130 nucleotides long. RefSeq lists its product as uncharacterized. Gene Ontology annotation, biological process: telomere maintenance via telomere lengthening. Bases 1 to 2130 code for a protein of 709 amino acids. Gene Ontology annotation, molecular function: double-stranded telomeric DNA binding; protein homodimerization activity. The record is from RefSeq and is a predicted model, not a curated record. NCBI's taxonomy places the organism in Eukaryota, Fungi, Ascomycota, Leotiomycetes, Helotiales, Sclerotiniaceae. The transcript has 5 exons.
AUGGCAGAUUCAUCUAUGAACUCAUUGGCAAUGGCUUCAACUAAUGAUGAUGUUCCAAUAAAGCUCGAGACGUCUCAAAACCUCCCAUUCUCUCCUCAAUUGUCUGCAUUAAAACGAAGAGUAUCAUUAUCAGAGUUAGAAUCACCAGAAAAGAGGCAGAGGAUUGAAUUCGAAUCAGCGCAACCACAACUUUCCAUCCCCGAUUCCGCCAAUGAAAUUGUCGCCAUACCACCUGCAGAUGAUGUAGAUGAUGGUCUGGGGGAUCUCGAUAUCGACGCUAUCAUUGCCUCUGGUGUUGCUCAUGUCUCUGCAGAGUACCAAGACGCGGGAACUAUGGAAAUGAAUGAUCAUACCUCCCAUCAAGACCAGUCGCAUGAAGCCAACCUAAGUACACUUUCUCCCCCAAAGACUCCUCAUGCUCAAGUUCGACAACCGAACAGUCGCGCCGCCUACGAACGACUCCGUACCGAUCAUCAACUGUCUCUGCAGGUGAUCAGUUUAAUGUCAUUGGAAUGUUUGGCUGUGCAAAUGUUAAACAUUCUUUCCGAAGGAGGAUACGAUGAGAUAGUCGUCAUGGUAACGCAAAGAGAUACCGCUCGUGGGCUGUCAUUCCAAACAUUGAACGAUCUCUUCGAUAAAACAAAAAGAAUUUAUGGAACUUCAACUUUUCUUUCUGCCGACGAACUCAAUAUCAUAGAUCCAGCUCAACGAGAGAUUAUCAGACUUGCAAAUCAUGCGACUUUUGUGUCCAGCGUAUUUGGCGGACAAGAGGUUGGAUUUUAUGAACUCAAUGAACAUUUCGUCAACACCUGGACUCGGGAAGGAGAGGCCAUAUCGAAAGCAUCGGGACAAUUGCUCAUGAACUUGAAGACACAAAUCAUUGUUGCAGCAUUAUCAAUGGAGGAGUCAGACAAACCUGUUGAAGACCUUAUCGAUGAGAUAUUCUCUCCAGAGUUCCGGAAUCUUCUCUCCCAAAGACAUCCCUAUCCUCUCACAGAUGAUGAGCUGCAACUACUUGUUGAUUUAGAUAUCAGAAGAGUAUAUUUGAUCAACCAAGGAAAUGAUCCCGCCAAAAUUAAGGAACUUAGCGAUCUCUUCAACUGGGACUCAUUUCUAAGAUCCACUCAUAUUCAUAUGGAUGCUUAUAGGCCAUUGGUGGAACCUUAUAUGUCUAAAUAUGGGCUCACGAUCCCCACUUCGACCGGAUACUCGCAGGGUUCAAACGGUGGUCCGUCGAAUGGAAAUGCUUUUGCAUACGUUGGCACUAAUACAAAUACUGAGCAUACAACUCAAAACGUCCCCGAAGAUGCAGGCAUAUAUCAACAAUCGACUACUCCACAGAAUGGCUAUCGUCAAGCUCAAUAUCAAACUACCUAUCAACCACCCAAUCAAUCACCUAAUACUUACUCAACUCAAUAUAAUACUACUAGUACAUCUACAACUACGCCUCAUCAUUCUCAAUCGGAAUCAACCUCUGCUCUUUACGAAAAAGCUAGACAGGCUGCAGCUGCAAAGAAUAAUCCGGGACAGAAAGCUAGACCUGGACUGCCAUCUCAACGUCGUCCAUGGAGCACGGAAGAAGAAAAUGCUUUGAUGGCAGGUCUCGAUUCGGUGAAAGGUCCACAUUGGAGUCAAAUACUUGCCCUUUACGGUGACAAAGGUUCAGUCAGCACUAUUCUGCGCGAUCGGAACCAAGUUCAACUGAAAGACAAAGCGCGAAACCUCAAACUAUUUUUUCUCAAGAGUAAUAUUGAGGUUCCAUACUAUCUUCAAUGUGUGACUGGUGAACUAAAGACCAGAGCACCAACUCAAGCGGCCAGGAAGGAAGCGGAAGAAAGGGCCAGACUCGCAGGGAAUGAAGAAAGCGCAAGAUUUCAUGGUGUAUUGGCACUGGCUGCAGGUAUGCAGAAUUCGAACCACGAGAAUGGGAACGGAAGUCCUUAUCAACAAACUCCAGAGCCUAUGGAAGAUCAUAAAAGUGGAAGUAACAGCCCCGAGAUAUUGCAAGUCGAGGAAUCUGGACAUGACGAAUCACAGCAAGUUGAAAAUCAUCACCAAAAUCUGGAAGUGCAGGAAAUGAAUGUGGAGGAUAGAUUGAGACAGCAGUUGUUAGCUGCUACCAAUAUUUAA